Molecule: messenger RNA, 1176 nt
Organism: Rhododendron vialii
Lineage: Eukaryota; Viridiplantae; Streptophyta; Magnoliopsida; Ericales; Ericaceae
Exons: 4
Coding region: 4-1053 (349 amino acids)
Biological process (GO): protein transport
Source: RefSeq, a predicted model, not a curated record
CCAAUGGCAACUAUGGUGAUAAUAAAGAAGGAAACACUGGUAAUAGAUGUGUUCGGACGGAUAAGAGAUUCAAGAUGGAGGAACAAGUGCAAAAACUUGAUCAAACAAGCUCGAAGUCAAUUGUACACUCAGAAGGUUCGGAGGGAGGCAAUCACAAGGCAAUCGACAGCCGACAUCGCUCAACUACUCAUGUCUGGCGAAUAUGAUGGCGCUAUAGCCAGGGUUGACCAACAUCAUCAGAACGAGUGUCUAUUGUCUGCAUACGGUCAAAUUGAGAAAUUCUGUGACACUGUCCAUACCAAUAUCAAUGAAAUUAGCAGCCGGAGGAGGUUGACUUAUGAAGUUGUUGAAGCAGUUUCAAGUUUGGUAUUUGCUGCCUCAAAGUGUGGCGAAUUGCCGGAGCUACACCAGAUAAGAAUCCUGGUCAAAAAGCAUUUUGGUGCCGAUUUUGAGAAAACAAGUGUAAAAUUACAACAUGGGAAUUUUGUGAACACCAAAAUAAAGUACAACCUUGGAAACAAAUCACUAUCAGAUGAUGAGAAGGUUGAAAUCAUAAGCGAAAUAGCUAGACAGUGCAAGAUCCCCCUGAAGCCUGAUCAAAUUGUUGUGGAAAAACCUGUGCCACAGUAUGAAUCUUUGGAUACCAAUGGGGAAGAUCAAAGGCAGCCUUCAAAAACCAAGGCUAAGUUCUCGAAAAUUGGGUUGAAAUUUUCUGUGUUCGAUCCUGGGAGUUUGAUGCGUAUGUGUGCAAGGAAUAAUGAUUUACCACAGGGACGUGAUGCUUCGACAAAAACAGACGGGGCGUAUGCGCAACUUGAUGGAUCAGGUCGUGAGAACAAAAUGAAUGAUCAAACCAUGUUGAUGAAACUAGGCCUCUCAAGGCCCAAGACUCAUAGUCGAAGGGGACUUUUACGGAAUGAAGACUCGGAUCCUCAGUCAAACAAUGCACACCCAAAGGUUCCAGACUAUGAUGUGCUAGUGGCCACAUUCUCAGAGUACAAGGAAAGCAAUGCCAAUGACAGAACUACUCGUAAGGAGAAGGGGCGGUUUUGAUUCGUUUUUCUGUUACUAGAUUGUGCCACAGAUUGGAUGCUGUAAUUUUUCUUUCAACCAUUGUCGAUAACAUUAUCUGUAAUUUGUUUCUCGGGAAAUUGUAAAAAUGGAUUCUUUUCGGUA